ACUUGUUAUUUUAUUACUUAUAAAUGUGACAGUUGACAGCCAAAUGACAUUUGAACGGAAUAUAAAAAAAAUAUUAAUUUUUAAGUAAAUUACAAUUACACCGUGAUAAUAAUUUUUAAUGAGAAGGAGUUUAGCACCUAGUCAACAAACAAAACGUCCUAUUGAGUAUAAUAAUGAUUGCGAAAAUGUUAAAAAAAUAUUUAUACCACCACAAAUGGAAAAGGAAAAACGACGGUCGUGUAAAGAAAACAAACCAAAACCUUCGCCAGCUACACAACAAAUUCAAAUGUCUACAUCAGAACAUGAGGAACACAUUAAGAAAAUAUUAAGCCGACCCUUUAAUUCACCAUGUCCAAAUUAUGUACCAUCUGGUCGUAUAUUAGGAAUGCGAAAAUCAAUGGUACGACGACCAUUACAUGAUCCAGAAAUGCCGAAUGCUUUGGUUUUAUAUUCACCACCCGAACAAUCCAAUCAUGAAAAGCUUAUGGCUGAUCAGAAAAACGUUUUGGUUCAUGUUGUUGUCGAUCCAAUACUUAGCAACAUUCUUCGUCCUCAUCAGCGUGAGGGUGUGAAAUUUAUGUACGAUUGUGUAACCGGUGUACAAAUUCCUGAUACUUAUGGUUGUAUUAUGGCCGAUGAAAUGGGAUUGGGAAAAACACUACAAUGUAUUACUUUAAUGUGGACAUUAUUACGCCAAGGCCCCGAAUGCAAACCUUUAAUCGAUAAAGCGAUUAUUGUAGCACCUAGUUCAUUAGUAAAGAAUUGGUAUAAUGAAAUACAAAAAUGGUUAAAUGGACGAGUCAAUGCCUUAGCUAUGGAUGGAGGUUCUCGAGCUGAAAUCGAACAGAAACUAUCUCAAUACAUGAACACUUAUCGUGGUCGACCGGUUACACCAAUACUUAUCAUUUCGUAUGAAACUUUUCGUUUAUAUACGAAAAUUUUACAUACUAGUGAAAUUGGAUUAGUUUUAUGCGAUGAAGGCCAUCGUUUAAAAAAUUGUGAAAAUCAAACGUACCAAGCAUUAAUGGGUUUAAAGGCCAAACGACGUGUUCUACUUAGUGGUACACCCAUUCAGAAUGAUCUUCUUGAAUAUUUCAGCUUAGUUCAUUUUGUAAAUGAAGGAAUUUUAGGUAGUGCUCAGGAUUUCCGCAAGCAUUUUGAAACACCAAUUCUUAAAGGACAAGAUGCAUGCGCUACAGAUUCUGAGCGUGCAAAAUGUUUGGAACGUUUAACUGAAUUAACUGAAAUCGUGAAUAAAUGUUUAAUUCGACGCACAAGCUCAUUAUUAACAAAAUACUUACCAAUUAAAUUCGAAAUGGUGAUUUGUGUAAAGAUGGCACCUUUACAACAACAAUUAUACAAAUCUUUUGUUAACUCCGAUGCAAUAAAAAAAACUGUUAUUAGCACAAGUACAGGGGAAAAAGCUAGCUUCAGUACAUUAGCAGCAAUCACAACUUUAAAAAAAUUAUGCAAUCAUCCCGAUCUAAUUUACGAUAAGAUUGAGACUAGAUCUGAAGGUUUCGAAAAAGCUUUAGAAUUAUUACCGCCGCAUUAUUCUACAAAGGACGUUUUACCCGAAUUGUCCGGAAAACUAAUGGUAUUGGACUGUUUAUUGGCGAAUAUUAAAAUGAAUACAACUGAUAAAAUUGUACUCGUUUCCAACUACACUCAAACAUUAGAUUUAUUUGAAAAACUUAGCCAUAAAAGAAACUAUUCGUAUGUCAGAUUAGAUGGAACGAUGACUAUUAAAAAACGUGCGAAAGUCGUUGAAAAUUUCAAUAAACCUGAAUCCAAAGAAUUUAUAUUUAUGUUAAGUUCAAAAGCUGGUGGUUGUGGAUUAAAUUUAAUUGGCGCAAAUAGAUUGGUAAUGUUUGAUCCCGAUUGGAACCCAGCAAAUGAUGACCAAGCAAUGGCUAGAGUUUGGCGUGACGGACAAAAGAAACCAUGUUAUAUUUACAGAUUAUUGGCGACAGGAACUAUCGAAGAGAAAAUCUUCCAACGACAAGCGCAUAAAAAGGCAUUAAGUUCGACAGUUGUUGAUAACAACGACGAUUGUGAACGACAUUUUACUCUUUCAGAUUUAAGAGAACUUUUUAAAUUAGAAGAAGAUACGCUCUCUGAUACCCAUAGCAAAUUUAAAUGUACUCGGUGUAUAAAUAAAAUACAAGUAAAAUCUCCUCCGCCUGAUUCAGAUUGUACAUCGGAUUUAUCCAACUGGUACCAUUGUUGGGAUAAAAAGGGUCUUGCAGAUUUGACAAUAAAACAAUGUUGGGAUAUUGCAAAAGUGAUAUCGUUCGUUUUCCAUCAUAGUUCUAGUCAAGUAGAAGUUUCAAAAACAAAACAGGAAGUGGAAAUUACAGAGGAAGUUGAAGAAAAUGACGAUAUAAAUUCUGAUGAUAAUUAUAAAUCUGAUGUAGAUGAGUAA
Chrysoperla carnea is the source of this 2425-nucleotide messenger RNA. RefSeq names its product DNA repair and recombination protein RAD54-like (gene okr). The record is from RefSeq and is a predicted model, not a curated record. NCBI's taxonomy places the organism in Eukaryota, Metazoa, Arthropoda, Insecta, Neuroptera, Chrysopidae. Gene Ontology annotation, biological process: double-strand break repair via synthesis-dependent strand annealing; reciprocal meiotic recombination. Gene Ontology annotation, cellular component: nucleus. The transcript is spliced from 16 exons. Bases 119 to 2425 code for a protein of 768 amino acids. Gene Ontology annotation, molecular function: ATP binding; DNA translocase activity; ATP-dependent chromatin remodeler activity.